AUGGGCUUGGCUAGCGGCCCCCUCUGGACGGCCAAGAGCGCCUACCUCAGCGCCAGCGCGCGACGGUGGGCGGAACUAGCCGCGCGGCCCGCGCAGCACGCGCAGCUGCGCUUCUUCGCAGUCUUCUACGCCUUCUUCAACUUCGCCCUCGUCUCGGGAAACGUGCUGUCGUUUUUAAUCCUCACGGCGGGAGGCACGGAGACGGUCCCUGGCGCGCUGUGCGGCGCCGACUUCUGCCCCUCUGACCGCGGCGCCGACGCCAACCCGAACUUCCGACCGCCCUCCACCAGGCGGCUGAUCACGCUCUACGGGGCGCUGGUGGCCUGCAUCGCCUGCGCCGUGCUGUUCGUCGCUGUGGGUCUGCACCAGCUCCACAGUGACCAAGAGGACGAGGAGUACGGUGACAUGAGAGCUACACUGCGGCUGGUGAGCGCUGCCGCCAACCUGCACCGCGAUCCCGUGCAGCUGCUGCUCGUGCCCAUCACCAUCUUCACUGGGCUCACGCAGGCCUUCUUCAACGCGGACUUCACAGAGGCGUUCGUGUCGUGCUCGUGGGGGAUCGCGCACAUCGGCGGCGUGGUGGCGUGCUACGGCGCCUCCAACUGCGCCGCGUCGGUGGCGCUGGGCUGGCGCGGCCGGUCUGCGGGCCACGCGGCGCUGGUGUCGGCGUACGGGGGCUGCUACUGCCUGCUGCUGGCCGCGCUCUUCGUCUGGGCGCCCGACGCCAGCAAGGCCGCGCCCUUCUUCCUCCUUGCCGCCUUCUGGGGGAUUGCAGACUGCGGAAUUCUCGUCGUAAACUCUGUGUGUGGCAUUCUGUUUCGUGGCCGCGAGAAAGCGGCCUACAGCAACUUGCGCUUGUGGGAGACCGUGGGCUUCCUGUACAGCUACGCGUGCAGCCCCCUGCUGUGCAUGCGCGUCAAGCUGGUGGUGAUGGCAGCGCUCCUGGCGGCGGCCGUUUGCGGCUACUGGGCGGCAGAAUAUCUGGCAGGCCAGCGCGUAGCCAGCGGCUUCUGGCUGCAAGAACAGCAGAAAGACCAGCAGGAGGCCCGCCCCGCAGACUUGCAGCGGGCUGCACUUGAAGGUCGCUAG
This is a messenger RNA of Schistocerca nitens (vagrant locust), 1089 nucleotides long. RefSeq names its product protein unc-93 homolog A-like. Lineage: Eukaryota; Metazoa; Arthropoda; Insecta; Orthoptera; Acrididae. The transcript has 5 exons. The record is from RefSeq and is a predicted model, not a curated record. The coding region runs from base 1 to 1089 and encodes 362 amino acids.